AUGGUUGGUGUGCUUGGUGUCGUUGUGGUUACUGUUGCCGAUUCGGUUGUGGGUAUGGAUCCUAUAGUCGCCCUCAUCGGACAGCUGAUGUUUACGUUGCUGGCUUGCCAGACGCAGCUGCUUCUUGCUUACCGGCGCUAUUCAGCCCAACGCCGCAGAGCUGCAGCCAGGAUUCUGUUCCAGGAUUCAGUCUCCACCGUCGCCUGGACGCGCUCCAGAAUACGGCGCCGGCAGCGCUUCCAACAUUGGUUCCUGCUUGCGCAGAUGGAGGAGCCACGGCAGCACUGGGUAUACCCGAGAAGCACCGACUGGUGGGAGAAUAUCGUGUUGGUGCACUGGGAUGACCGUCGGUGGAUGCGCCGCUUCCGGAUGUCCAAGAGGACCUUCAUCGACUUGGUGGAAGCCCUGCGUCCAAGGCUGCAGCGUCAAAACACCUCCCUUCGCUCUGCAAUAUCGGUGGAGAGACGAGUCGCGGUUGCAAUUUGGUGGCUGGCCAGCGGAACAAGCUACCAGGUGGCGAGCGAUCUGUUCGGGAUUGGGAAGUCAACGGUAGCCUCCGCGGUGGUCGAGUUCUGCCUCGCGGUCGAGGUGGAACUUCUAUCGAAGACUGUCUCCUUCGGAAGAGCGAUUGGACAGAUAAUGGACGGUUUCCGUAGAAUGGGUUUCCCGCACUGUGUGGGAGCUAUUGAUGGAACGCAUAUCCCAAUCUGCGCUCCUGGAGGCCGCCCAGAUCAGUACGGCAACCGCAAGAACUAUUCCUCGAUUCUGCUCCAAGGCACAGUUGAUCACCGGGGAAGAUUUGUGGACGCCGAGGUGGGGUGGAGUGGGAAGAACCACGAUGCCUUCGUGUUCGCCCACUCCGCCUUCUGUGUUGCCAUGGAUAGUGGCUCACUAAUUCCGGGAAACCCUUUCAUGGUGGUGGACGGUGUAAGAAUACCCCCGGUGGUCAUUGCCGAUGGAGCCUACCCCAUGCGUAGGUGGCUUAUGAAGCCCUACGGGAGAACGGCAACCACACAAGCUCAGAAAAUGUUUGACACCCGCCUAUCGCGAGCCAGGAACGUGGUGGAAUGUUGUUUCGGAAGACUGAAGGCCAGGUGGAGGUGUCUGUCACACCGCCUCCAAGUUAGGGAGCACAACGUCAUCGCUGUGGUGACAGCAUGUGUUGUUUUGCACAACCUCUGUGAAAGCCGGGGACAUCCCAUCACUGGCCGCGGAGCAGCCCCAGAGACAAUACUUGUUUCUCAUGGAGAGGGACAAGAGUUGACCACCCAUCACAGGCAUCUUGCCGAAGGAAAGGUGGUUAGGGAUGCCCUGGCCAAGUAUAUGGGCCUAGAUUCGACAAGUUGAUGUUGCCUCCCUCAGUGCGGCAAGUGAUGGACAUCGGCUAACCUGCUUCAAAAAGCUGCUAAACCAAGGGGAACAUAAAUGGUCUCAACCAGCAACUCUAAUCUGUGUAAAUAAAAAAAAAAUUUGGUUAACUGAACUCAAAAGACUAUUGAUUAUUGGGGUGCUGUCAGACAAGCGGUGGAUGUGAAUUCAAGUCCUGGCACAUGCAGACAAUACAUUCCCACACAGCUGAGUGGUCCCCCGCAUACAUCGUUCACAGUUGGUCAUGGUAUUUUUGGCCAAGUCUGGAAUAGGGCCCCCCCCCCAAAUUUCCAAUUUGGACUGCAAGUGCUCCUCCCAAAAAUAUAACUUAGCCGCAUGUUGCAAUCAAGGGGGGGGGAAGCGCCACUCAAUUGGUGACUGCUGUGUUUCACUUUUUGCAGGAAGGCUGUUUAGAAUGGUCACUACAUGAGUGAUGCCACUUACACAAAGAAACACAAAUGUGAUUCUUACUGUAAUUUCAUUGUAUUGUCUGAUGUUAAAUAUUCCUAAACUUUGGGGAUUGCGUUGAAAAAAAAAAGGGAGUCAACAUUGGAAACGAUUGGCCAUCAUCUUAUACCUUGAUGAUUCCAUUUGAUCCCAGAAAGUUAAGAAUUUUAAAACAGACAUACAUGACUGGGGCGACAACUCCUUAACACACAUUUAUUUCAAAUACAAUAGAUAAAGACCAUUAAGGGGUCACCAGUGCAAUGGAAUCUGUCAAAUGAACUUUGCUGCCAAAAACCAUGAUAUGUGGCAAAUAAGGAGGGCAACGCAGAACAUAGCUCCUCAAAGCGUCAGCCUCUCCCUGGCUUUGCCAACACAGGAACGCCUCGCUGCUGCCUUCUUCGGGGUGGCCUGUGA
Molecule: messenger RNA, 2229 nt
Organism: Eublepharis macularius
Lineage: Eukaryota; Metazoa; Chordata; Lepidosauria; Squamata; Eublepharidae
Exons: 2
Coding region: 1-1347 (448 amino acids)
Source: RefSeq, a predicted model, not a curated record